CGAUGAACACGCGUGUGAUCAUUGCUACAUGUGGGCAACAGUAGAUAUCUCUUCACAAGAACACAGCCACGCCAACCCCGUUGGAUAAAGCAGCUUCUCCAUCCUGAAUCAAAGAGCUGUCAUCUUCAGCAGCAGUGCAGUGUAAAGGCAAAGCAACCCCGGAGCUCACUUAUUCCUACUCUACAAUAGACUGGAAGAAAUUGCAUUGUAAGGACAUUCAGGCCAUGAAAACUAGACUUGGGUGCCUGUCUAACAAAUCUGACUCAUGCAGCGAUUUCUCAGAAUUCCUGCCGCCUGCUCAAGAAAGGUCCACAAGGAACUUAAAGUUAUCCACUGAUGAAGUGUCCAGAUGGGCAGAUUCCUUUGAUGCUCUACUGUCCAGUAAAUAUGGUUUGGCAGCCUUCAGAACCUUCCUCAAAUCAGAGUUUAGUGAUGAAAACAUUGAGUUCUGGCUGGCUUGUGAGGACUACAAAAAGAUUAAAUCCCCUGCUAAGAUUAUGUCUAAGGCCAACAAGAUCUACAAGGAAUUUAUUGAGGUUCAUGCACCCAGGGAGGUUAACAUAGACCACAGCACCCGAGAGGAAACCAAACAGAGGCUUCUGGAGCCAACUUCCAACAGUCUCAAUGAAGUACAAGCAAAAGUGCACAGCCUCAUGGAGAAAGACUCCUAUCCACGGUUUAUACGAUCAAAGAUGUAUCAGGACUUACUGAACAGAGCACAGAUACACUAUCAGAGGAAAUCUGUUUAAAAGUGAAUGUCUAUAAAAGACAGCUUUUUGCUUGCCUGGUGAAAUGACACUGAGAUUAAACAGACAUUAAUUGUAAUAUAGAAUAUGGUCUGAGUGUUUAUGAAGUAAUUAGAUCAGAGUUAUCCCAUAAGAAUUGUCAGAACACAAACUAGGUUUUUGCUAGUUUCUAAUGUAUGAUAUGACCCUGUACUUCACCUCUUUAACAUGUGGCUAGAAUGGUGAUAGAAUAGUCAAUGUUUCUUCUGAAUGCUGGCAAGCAUGUAAAUGUAAAUUCAGUCUUUACAUGGGUAAUAAGUAAUAGAUGAUAGUAUGAUAAUGUAUUAUUCUUAUCUUUAUGUUAACUUGUAUACACAUUUAUACUGAUUUGUUUCACAACCCAAGAUAUGUCUAGUGUGUAACUGCAUGCAGCCUUGGCCUGCUGUCAUGUCUCAAUAAUUAAUUCCCCUUAAAAUAUGAAUCUAAAAAAAGAUAUUGUAAAAAAAAUUAUAAUAAUUAAACACACCGCAUAUAAACCAAAAGGGGGGAAAAUAUAGAUAUAUUUAUUUACCACAAUUUGUCAUCGUGUGAUAUUUAUGAUUGUUUAUUUUGUUGUUCAUUAAUUUAUUUAAGAUUACUUUUAUGUACAAAUUACAUGUUCUGCAGUCAUGAAUACUAGAUCAAGUAAACCA
Messenger RNA from Xyrauchen texanus (razorback sucker), 1417 nucleotides. RefSeq names its product regulator of G-protein signaling 8-like. The transcript has 6 exons. NCBI's taxonomy places the organism in Eukaryota, Metazoa, Chordata, Actinopteri, Cypriniformes, Catostomidae. Bases 225 to 749 code for a protein of 174 amino acids. The record is from RefSeq and is a predicted model, not a curated record.